Messenger RNA from Ostreobium quekettii, 1632 nucleotides. NCBI's taxonomy places the organism in Eukaryota, Viridiplantae, Chlorophyta, Ulvophyceae, Bryopsidales, Ostreobiaceae. The record is from the annotation of a GenBank genome assembly.
AUGGAUGUCCCCGCGGGCGCCGCCUGUCGUGAAGCGCUGCUGCGGCAGGCGCGGGAGCUCAAGGAGGAGCUCACGCGCAACAAGGCGCGCCUCUCUCAGGGCCAGCUGAGGAAGCGGCAGAGAAAGCUGAAGAGCAUCUACGACAGGGCGAGGGAGGCGGAGAGUUCUGGAGCAGCAGGGGACAGAACAAUUAACCAACCUUCUGGUGAAGUCAACACGAAAAUAAAAUCUGAAGCCGUGGGUCAACGGGUCCAUGAGAACGUCCUGCAGGGCGCUGGAACGUUUAGCCCCAAAAUUCCCACCUGUGCUGGGAAGCACCCCUUUGAGGCUCAAAACGCCAUCGGCACAGAAACCGCAGGCGCCGGCAGCACCACAGCAGCCAGCAUACAAUCGGUAGUCCACCACCUGCUGGCCCUGAAGCAAGAAGUGGAGUGGAAGGUUGACGCAGCCCUGUCGGAACUCUCUGUGGUCAUCAGCCAUGGCGGUGUCCAUGGCCCGGGGUCGAUCCUGGCAGAAGACAGUGCCAUGGUAGACACAUCGGCAGCAGGGUCCAAACCGUGGUCAGGCGCACAGAAGAAGCGAUGGAGGGAGGAACCUGUGGGUGUGGAUGAAAGGGAUAGCUGCAGAGACUUGACACCGCACCUGCAGCCUGCCAGGGCGAGUGGGGUGCUGCCCUGUGCGAAACGACGGUGCACGUCAGUGGACAGUGUGGGCCUUUGCACAGUGGCCUCUGUACCAAGCCCGGACUCCAGGCCUUGCCGUAAGGAUAUGUCGAUGAUGGUGUCUUUGCUGCGGCCUGGCAUCGAGACAGAAAUGUGUGGCGAUUCAUCUGUCACAGACUUGGGCUGGCGUCAGCGGGCUGCUUUUCCAUUUGGGAAUUACCACAAUUACUAUCAGUACCGUGUUGGAGAGGCCUUUGAUGAAGAUCCUAGGCUACAGGCUCUUAGACAAGAGUGGUUCAAAGGCCGUGACUGCAUUGACAUUGGCUGCAACGAGGGAGUGAUAACCAUUGCUUUGGCAUACAGAUUUCAAACAGGGAGCAUGCAUGGUAUUGACAUUGACAACUUCCUUGUAACGAAGGCAAUCAGGAACCUGCUGAACCUGCGGCAGCACAUCUCAAAGCGCCUCCGCGAUCGGGAUUACCAAGGUGAGCGGAAGGCGCUCGAGAGGGGCGCUGUGGCCCUGCGCAAUGUGUCCUUUGCAACCGACGAUUGGCUGGAGAACAGCGCAGGUGGCGAGGGGCUGUUCGACACCGUGCUGUGCUUGAGCGUCACCAAAUGGGUUCACCUGCAUAAUGGGGACAAGGGGGUGGAGAUGUUGUUCCGGAAGGCCUGGAUGGCCCUGCGGCCUGGAGGACACUUCAUAUUGGAACCACAGGAUUUGAAGUCGUACAGGCAGGCGAAGAGAAAGCAGGACAUGACCAUGGCUCUGUUUUGUGAUUUGAAGAUGCUACAUCUGAAGCCUGAUGACUUCCCCAAAUUUCUGAUUGACAAGAUCGGAUUCCGCCUUGUGCGCACACUGAGCGUGAAAAAGUCCAUACAGGGAUUCGACAGGCCCAUCCACAUAUUCGUGAAGCCUGACCUGCCGAUCACUGAUCAUCAGCGCCAAGAGAGAAAUGUUCAACCACCCUAG